Drosophila navojoa is the source of this 567-nucleotide messenger RNA. RefSeq lists its product as uncharacterized. The record is from RefSeq and is a predicted model, not a curated record. Lineage: Eukaryota; Metazoa; Arthropoda; Insecta; Diptera; Drosophilidae.
GUGAACGUAUAUACGUAGCAUCCUAGACUAGACUAGACUAGGCAGUAUGGCAGGGAAGGCAGCUCAUCCGAAUACCGAUGUCAGAGCACGAGCCAAGGCUAGGGCAGCGAGCAGGGACAAGCAGAGGGGUGCCAGUGCAAGGAUAGAUGAGGAGAAUGACGAGGACUUUUCCUUUGCCCACUUCGAGCGACAGUGGCGACGCUAUUUGGUGAAUUUCGAGCGACGCCGCCUACAGAAUGUGGAUUUCUUUUAUGGGAACAACCAGACAGGACUCUACGGCGAGGAGGUGCAGGCUGUCGAGUUUGAGGAUGCCAUCGAUGCAGCAGCUACGAGUGCCAUCUACGAUGACCAGCACAAUCGGGGCGAGGAUGUGGUACUUUGCGACUAUUGCAAGUGCAAUUGCAACUGCGCCAGCAAUCCCUGGCAUCGUCCCCAUGCCCACGCCCGUGGCCGCACCAAGAACAGCUGCAACGAUCUAGGCCAUUCUCACUGACCACUCAGCAAGCCAGCAACCCAAAGCGAACAAGCAUACUAACAAUAGACCAUACUAGUUAACGGGACUGACCG